Messenger RNA from Solanum tuberosum (potato), 3927 nucleotides. RefSeq lists its product as uncharacterized. Lineage: Eukaryota; Viridiplantae; Streptophyta; Magnoliopsida; Solanales; Solanaceae. Gene Ontology annotation, molecular function: DNA helicase activity. Gene Ontology annotation, biological process: telomere maintenance; DNA repair. The record is from RefSeq and is a predicted model, not a curated record. The transcript is spliced from 5 exons. The coding region runs from base 1 to 3927 and encodes 1308 amino acids.
AUGGAACAAAAUAGAGAUAAUGUGCCUACCCAACAAACAACUUCUGACAAAAAUUUACGGCGACGUACUGCAUAUGCACAAAUGUCACAGGAGAGAAAGCAGUCAUUUCUAUCCCAUCUAAGAGCAAAAAGGGCUGAAUUAAAAAAAAAUAAAAAUUCCCAGCAAUCAAAUUCUAUUGUUGCUCUUACAAUUACCCCGUCUUCGUUAGCUCCUCAACAAGGAAUAGCAGAAAAUAGAGAUAAUGUGCCUACCCCAGAAAAAACUUCUGCUAGAAAUUUGUCCCGACGUACUAGAUAUGCGCAAAUGUCACCAAAGAGAAAAGAAUUACUUCUAUCCCAGCUAAGAGAUAAAAGGGAUGAAUCAAAAAGACAAAACCUCCUUCAUCAAUCAAAUACAACUGCUACUCUUACAGGUACCACUUCUUCAGUCUCUCUUCAGCAAUGUACUUCAACUACAGCACAACAUACGGUCAAUUGCUCAUCUACCUUCGAGCUAGGAUCAACAUCAGCUACAUGUCAUGCUGUAGGCAAAUUACCUUUAGCACAUAUUGCAAAUAAAGCAAAAAGGUUUCAAUAUGAAUCACCUGGUUUCUGUUGUGAUAAUGGAUCAAUUAGACUAACUUCUCAUACGAUGCCUACUGACUUGCAUAAUUUGUUCUUGGGUGACUCUAAAGAAUCUCAACAUUUCCGCACUUAUAGUAGAGCAUACAAUAAUAUGUUUGCCUUCACUUCACUUGGAGUACAUUAUGAUAGAGAAUUAGCAAAGAGAAAUCGUGGCAUCUAUACAUUUAAGGUCCAAGGACAAAUGUAUCACUUCAUUGAUGAUUUGAUACCCUCAACAGGAAAACCCAAAAAUCUACAACUGUAUUUCUAUGAUAAUGAAAAUGAGCUAACAAAUCGAAUGACAUUAGAAGAUAAUCUUAAUGAGCUCAUUGUUACAAAACUCAUGGAUAUACUCAAACUUAAUCCUUAUUCUACUUUUCUUACAUCGUUAACAGUUGUUCCUAAUUUAUCUGAAUUUUACAUUGCUCUAAAUUCAAGUUCCAAUUUAGACCAAAGAACAUAUAACUUACCAACUACAUCUGAAGUAGGAGCAAUUUGGAUUGAAGAUCAAUUAAAUGAUAAAAUUCCUACACCACAUAUUCGAAUUUACACUCAUAGUAACAAAACCCAGUUGGUCAAUUACUAUUAUGGAUGUUAUGACCCAUUACAAUAUCCACUAUUGUUUCCUUAUGGUCAAAAUGGCUGGCAUUGUGGUAUUAAAAAAUUCAACAACACAUAUAGUUAUUCCACAAAGCAAAUUCCUUCUGAAUCUGAGCAACUACCAAGUAUAAAAAAAAUCAAUUGUAUUGAUACACUCCUUCACAUUGAAUCUACAGUUUUAUCAAAAGGAUUUCGAAAAAGGCAGACUGUUUCUUGUCGUGAAUAUUACUGUUAUAAAAUUCAAAUAAGAGAUAAAGAACCAAAUGAAACUUUACAUUCUGGAAGGCUAUUUCAACAAUACAUAGUUGACCAAUAUAUUAAACUUGAGACACAAAGAUUAGAUUUUGUUUCUUUUAAUCAAGAUCUAUUUAGAGUUGAAGCCUUUCAAGGAAUUAUUGAUUUAUUGAGGCAAGGAGAAAGAGAUGCUUCCAAUAUUGGUAGACAAAAAUUCCUUCCUGGUAGUUUCAUAGGAGGCCCAAGAGAUAUGCGUCAGAGAUAUAUGGAUGCUAUUGCUUUGGUACAACAUUUUGGAAAACCAGACAUAUUUCUGACAAUGACUUGUAAUCCUUGUUGGCCUGAAAUCCAACAACAUUUACAGCCAAUGGAAGAAGUUCAAAAUAGACCUGAUUUAGUUAGUAGAGUAUUCAAAGCAAAAGUAGAAGAACUUAAAACAGAUAUUCAAAAAAAGAAGAUAUUUGGAAAGAUUGCAGCUUUUAUGUAUACCGUUGAGUUUCAAAAACGCGGUCUUCCACAUGCCCAUUUUCUCAUUAUACUUAUGGAUGGAUAUAAAUUGCUCACACCACAAUCAUAUGAUAAAAUUGUAUGCGCUGAAUUACCUGAUCCUCACAUUGAUCAUGAUCUAUACAAACUUGUCACCAAGCACAUGAUCCAUGGUCCUUGUGGGUAUUUAAAUCCUUCAAAUUCUUGCAUGCAAAAAGAAGGAAAAUGUAAGUUCAAAUAUCCAAAACAACUUAGUCAACAAACAACCAAAGGAAAGAAUUCCUAUCCUCUUUACAAAAGACAAAAAAUGACCAGACCAAUCAAAGUUAGAGGACACAACAUUGAUAAUUCGUGGACUAUCCCAUACAAUCCAUUUCUACUAAAGAAAUUCGCUUGUCAUAUUAAUGUUGAAAUAUGUUCUGACAUUAAGGUUAUCAAAUACAUUUACAAAUACAUUUGCAAAGGACAUGACAAAAUUGCAUUCAUUGUACAUAAUAAUGAUACUAAUGUAGAAAUAGAUGAAAUCAAAGAAUACCAAUCUGCCAGAUGGGUUUCUCCUCCAGAAGCUGUGUGGCGUUUGUUCGCUUUUUCAAUAAGUGAAAUGACUCCAACUGUUUUCCAGUUGCAAUUGCAUCUUGAUGGACAACAAUUUGUUUCUUUCAAAAAGAACCAAACUGUCGAUCAAAUAAUAAACAAUCCAAUCAUAAAAAAAACCAUGUUAACAGAAUUUUUUCUUAUGAACAAAACUAAUAACGAUGCUAUAAAUUUUAAUUUACUGUAUAAAGAGUUUCCCCAACACUUUGUAUGGUCAUCAUCGUACAAAAUAUGGUCACGUCGAAAACAACGCCUUACUAUUGGACGUAUUGUAACGUGUCAUCCAACCGAAGGAGAAAGAUAUUAUCUGAGGUUGCUUCUAAUGAACACAAGAGGGCCAAAAUCGUACGAAGAUCUACGUACAAUCGACAGAAAAUGCUACAGUACAUUUCGAGAAGCUGCAGAAAAAAAAGGCUUAUUACAUUGUGAUAACAACUUAUUUGACUGUAUGUCUGAAGCUGUAAGCAAUCAAAUGCCUUAUAGUUUAAGAAGAUUAUUUGCAACAUUAUUAGUUUACUGUAAUCCUGGUAACCCACAAGAUCUUUGGAAAAAAUAUGAACACUCUAUGUCAGAAGAUUUUAAAAUCAUUUCAACUAUUACCAAAAAUGAUAUCCGCCAAUUAGUUUUAAAUCAUAUCAAUGAAGUUUUACUUUCAAUGGGACAUAACAUAAACGAAUUCAAAGAUAUAUUUGGAAAUGUUAGUUUUUCUAAAACAACUAAUGAGGCCAAAGAAAUUUAUUUUGAAAGAAAUAUAAUAGUCUCUGAAAAAGAUAUACAUCUACAAAACAAAUUAAAUCUUCAACAAAAAAGGGCAUAUGACAUAAUUCUUGAAAGAGUAUAUUCCAAUAAAUCAGGAGCUUUUUUCAUUGAUGGUCCUGGUGGAACAGGAAAAACUUUCCUUUAUCGAGCUUUAUUGGCUGCUAUCAGAACAAAAGGAUGCAUAGCUUUAGCAACUGCAACUUCUGGUGUUGCAGCUUCAAUACUUCCAGGAGGACGAACGGCUCAUUCACGUUUCAAAAUUCCUAUUGACAUUGAUGAAAAUUUCACUUGCAAUAUUAGUAAACAAAGUUCUUUAGCGACUCUAAUUCAAGAUUCAAAGUUGAUUGUUUGGGAUGAAGUCUCAAUGGCCAAAAAAAACACCAUUGAAGCUCUUGAUACACUUUUACAAGAUCUUAUGAAUACAAAAACAAUUUUUGGUGGAAAAGUUGUAGUUUUUGGGGGAGACUUUAGACAAACACUUCCUGUAGUUCGUAAUGGGAAAAAAGAAGACUUUAUUGCUCAAAGUUUAUUAUACUCCCAUAUUUGGAAUCAUCUCGAAAAAUUGUGCUUAUCUGAAAACAUGCGUGCAAAAAAAGAUCCAGCAAUUUUGGGCAUAUUUAAUGAGAAUUGGAAAUGGACAAGAAAAAACUAA